UGCUACCGAGCCUGCACCCUUCGCUUCGAGCUUCUGGGCUGUGAAUUGAAUGGAUGUUCUGAGCCCCUGGGCCUGAAGAAUAACUCAAUUCCCGACAGCCAUAUGACAGCUUCCAGCACCUACAAGACUUGGAACCUGCGUGCCUUUGGCUGGUACCCCCACUAUGGGCGGCUGGACAUGCAGGGCAAGAUCAAUGCCUGGACAGCCCAAAGCAACAGCAACAAAGAGUGGCUGCAGGUUGACCUGUGCACUCAGAGGCAUGUGACGGGAAUCAUCACCCAGGGGGCCCGUGACUUUGGCCAGGUCCAGUAUGUGGCAUCCUACAAGGUGGCCCACAGUAACGACGGUGUGGAGUGGACCAUAUAUAAGGAACAAGGGACUGACAAGGUCUUCCUUGGCAACUCGGACAACAACUCACACAAGAAGAACAUUUUUGAGACGCCCAUCGUGGCUCGCUAUGUGCGUGUCCUUCCUGUCUCUUGGCAUAAGCGCAUCACUCUGCGCCUGGAGCUGCUAGGCUGUUAGUCCUCUGUCCUUCCAGCCCAAUCGACCAGGGGGGCCAGCCAGCGCUGAGAUCUCCCUCCCCUGCCUCCUGUGCCUGCUGCCUCUGGCUGGCUGCCUUCUUAGCCCUUCCUCCUGAUUGGAUUGGGGCUGGAGGCAGGAAGGGGGAGGCAGGGUACCAGACUUGCCCUUCACCUUUUCCCU
Molecule: messenger RNA, 705 nt
Organism: Cricetulus griseus (Chinese hamster)
Lineage: Eukaryota; Metazoa; Chordata; Mammalia; Rodentia; Cricetidae
Source: RefSeq, a predicted model, not a curated record